This is a messenger RNA of Cavia porcellus (domestic guinea pig), 908 nucleotides long. RefSeq names its product keratin-associated protein 11-1. The coding region runs from base 62 to 535 and encodes 157 amino acids. Lineage: Eukaryota; Metazoa; Chordata; Mammalia; Rodentia; Caviidae. The transcript has a single exon. Gene Ontology annotation, molecular function: structural molecule activity. Gene Ontology annotation, cellular component: keratin filament. The record is from RefSeq and is a predicted model, not a curated record.
GUGACAUUCAGAAUCCAGAAGCAAGCUGCAGAGUGAUACCUGCUGCCCUGCACCUGGCAUCAUGUCUUUCAACUGCUCCACAAGAAAUUGCUCUUCCAGGCCAGCUGGAGGACGCUACACUGUCCAGGUCCCAGUUGCUACAACUGCACCCCAAGAUGUUGAUUGCCUGGGUGGCAUCUAUUUGCCCAGUUCCUUCCAAACUGGCUCUUGGCUCCUGGACCACUGUCAGGAGACCAGCUGCCAGCCCACUGUUUGCGAGCCAACGUGUUACCAGAGAACUUCUUGUGUCUCCAACCCCGUCCAGGUAACUUGCUCCCGGCAAACAACCUGCUCGACUCCCUGCAGUCGGCCGCUCUCCUUUGUCUCCACUGGCUGCCAGUCUGUGGGAGGCAUUUCCAGUGUAUGCCAGCCUGGCGGUGGCAUCUCCACUGUUUACCAGCCUGUGGGAGGAGUCUCUACUGUCUGCCAGCCAACCUGUGGGGUCUCCAGGACGUACCAGCAGUCCUACGUGUCCAGCUGCCGAAGACCUUGCUAAGGUGUGGGAUCCAGCGAGACAGUCAAGACUCCGUCCCCUGCCAGCUGUGUUUCCAGGAUCUGCCAGCCUGCUGCCCGAAUCGCUUCAGCUCCAACCCCAUUCACCGCCUCAUCUCUGGCUGCCGGCCAGGACUAGCUGCCUUUGGCACUCUGAAAUUCUUCUGACUGGCACUAAGAUUACUUAAGGGUUGAUCCCUGGUGCUGUGUAUGCCUCUCAAUGUUUCCAGAGGCUGUGCCACCCACGGCCAGUCGCGAUGCUUUUGCCAUGUUUUGACCUUGCUGCUGUGUCUCCUGGCUUCUGCUUUUGCCUCUCAAAAAGGGAGCUUGUCUUGCUGUAUUCUUCCCAAUAAACCUGCAUUAGUUGGCAUUGCAAA